This is a messenger RNA of Oryzias latipes (Japanese medaka), 3884 nucleotides long. It is a transcript of the gene slc68a1a, whose product is annotated as solute carrier family 68 member 1a. Lineage: Eukaryota; Metazoa; Chordata; Actinopteri; Beloniformes; Adrianichthyidae. The record is from RefSeq and is a predicted model, not a curated record.
AAUCCACUACCGUCUUAUGCGUGUGUGUCACCCACUCGUGACGUGGACUGUCUGAGCUUGAUCGCCGCUGCCGAGCCAACAAUAUCAGCUCUUUAGCGAUUAAAACGGCUCGUAAUCUAUCGAGAGAGCGAUCGUUUCCGACGGCUAUGAUGAUAUGGUUACCUUAGGAGGGCCAAGCUGGGAGAUGAUUGCAGUUUGGCACAGAGAAAGGUUGAAGAAGAGACCCUGAGAUAGAAGAAUGGGAAAGAGUACCUGGGCCUGCUGGAAUGGCGUCCUCUCCACUGCAGUACUUUAUGGUUCACUGGCCUUGUUUACCUCCAUUCUCCACAAUGUCUUUCUCCUUUAUUAUGUGGAGACGUUUGUGUCCAUCUACAAGAUUGAUAAAGUCUCCUUCUGGGUCGGAGAGACAAUAUUUCUCAUCUGGAACAGUUUGAACGAUCCUCUCUUUGGAUGGUUGAGUGACCGCUCCUUCCUCAGCUGUCCUCAGUCCGGCUCCCACAUUACAUCUCCAGAGGUGGUGCUGAAGCGCCUGAACGCCCUCUCCACAAGCGGCCCCCUCUUCGCUCUGUCCUUUCUGGCGUUUUGGGUGGCAUGGGCUCAGCCAGGCCUGCAAUUCUUGCUGUGCCUUUGCUUGUAUGAUGGCUUUCUUACGAUGGUGGACCUCCACCACAGCGCCCUGCUCGCUGACCUUGCCGUGUCCGCCACGGCUCGGACGCGCCUCAACUUUUACUGUUCAGUGUUCAGUGCUAUAGGCUCCUUCUCUGUUUUUAUGUCCUACGGUUUCUGGGAUAAAGAGAAUUUCUACUCCUUCCGUUUAUUCUGUGUGACUCUGGCUGCUUUUUCUAUCCUGGGCUUUUUUUUUGUUUCUCGGAAGCUUCAGCUCCGUUUCAAAAAGGAAAUCCUUCCCAAGCAGGAUGAAGCAUUUGCACUAAAGGAGCUUAGUGUUGGCAAUGCUCCGUUUACACACUCAGAGAAGCCUGUCACUAUUGGACAGUACCUGAAGCAGCUCUCCAAACACAAAAACUUUAUGUGGUUUGUGUCAAUGAACCUCAUUCAGGUGUUUCACUGCCACUUCAACAGCAAUUUUUUCCCUCUUUUUCUGGAACAUCUCCUGUCUGACAACAUCUCUGCCUCCACAGGUUCAAUCUUACUCGGUAUCUCCUUCAUUGCUCCCCACUUGAACAAUUUGUACUUCUUGACUCUCUGCCAGCGCUAUGGGGUUUACCAGGUUAUCCAGUGGUUGUUUCUACUCAAGCUGGGGCUUGGUGUGGUCAUUCUGCUUGCAGGGGCUGACCACAUUUACCUGCUGUGUAUCUUCAUUGCCAGUAACAGAGUCUUUACAGAAGGCACCUGCAAGCUGCUGAAACUGGUCGUUUCUGACCUGGUGGAUGAAGAUUUUGUGGUGAACCAACGGCAGCAGGCUGCCUCUGCCCUCCUCUUUGGAAUGGUUGCCUUGUUGACCAAACCUGGUCAGACGUUUGCCCCGCUCAUUGGCACCUGGCUUCUUUGUGUUUACACAGGUUAUGAUGUUUUUGAACGAAAGCCUGUGAGGGACCCGGUGUUGGCCUCUGACAUCUCGUCUGGCUCAGGGACUCCACCUCUGCGCCUCGGCUGCUUCUACAUGUUAGUCUUUGUGCCUAUCACAUGUGCGCUGUUGCAGCUGGCCGCCUGGUCACGCUUCACUCUCCAUGGUAGGAAGCUACAGGCAAUCAAGACCCUAAGGCAGGGGACUCAACAUGGCCACCUAGUUGGUGUCAAGGCCAUUUGAACUGUGGAGAUUUCUGUGAAACUGCACAUGGACACUUUUAAUAUUGUUUUUUUUUUUCUUUUUCCAAUGUUGUCUUAAGAAAACAGAAAGCUGCUCUGUCGUGACUGUAGCAUCUGUGCAUUUGUUUGAACCACAUGUGGCAUUCUGGACAGGGAAAAUCCAAAGUAAAAUUACCAAGCUGACUUAGAAUGAGACUUUUUUAAAAGGAAAAUCUACCUUAUUUUUUUACAUUUGAAGAUAUAUUUAUAUGUAAAAUGGUGACCAAGAUUGAAAGUACAAAUGUAGAUUAUUUCUAUAUGUGGACCAAACAUUUCACUCUACCAACUUUGAAGUGCCCUUUGUGGUAUAGGAAACAUUGAUGGGUUUUCUCUUUAGCAGCCAGUUAUUAACCUGAAGGACAAAAUUACAGCAGACAUAUUUACAAAACUAAAAGUAUGGAAAAACUUUUAGAAUGCUGUUAGUUCUGCAUAAAAUUUGCACUUGAUCCAUUUUUUUCUAUAUUGAAUAGUCAUGUCCUGCUAGUUUACAAUAUACAAUAGUUUUUCAUGUUCUCCAAAUCCUUGUGCACAAAACUGCCAUUUUAUCAAUUGUAUAUCUAAAAUGAUUUUUAUUGAUGUUUGAGUGAAUUAAAAAUAUGAAGUUAAUUUUGAAAUCUGCUCACAUUAAAAAAUCUUACGUUUUUAAAUGUAUUUUGAAAGUUUGUCAAUAAAAAUGUUUGUUGGCUUUGAAAUGGGCUAUAAAAAAUUGUUCUUCUAAAAGUGUUUUAAGGAAAAUUUGCUUUCUCAGCUGAAGCAUAUUGAGAUAUAAAAUAGUUUUUUUCAUUAACUAUAGGGAACGCUAGAAAGGAACCUGCUCUAAAAAUACAAACUACUGUUUGGACAAUUGCAGGCAUUUAAAAAAAAAAGAAAACUUCCAAUUUCUUCUUCAUAUUUUUAAAAUGUCAUUGCAUCAAAAACAAACAUGUAGACCCUUUCCAAAAACAGAAAAGUUCCUGAAAAAGUAAUUUUCAUAAUUCCAUUUAAAAAAACUAAACUUAGAAUAUAGGUUUAGGGUCCACUGUUUAAUUGAUUUCAAGUGUUUAUUUUUCCAUAAAAUCCGGGUUCAAGCUCAUAAAAUUCACAAAUACAGUUUUUAAGAAAAUUAGAAUACCUUGGAGAAAUCAUUAUUUAGUUCUCAGUUUUUGCAAAAAGAUAAAGACGGAGAUUAUAAUCACAUCAAACCAAUAAAAAAAUUGAGAUGUCCAUCUUCAGUACUUCAGUAGUCUGGGCUGAGGCUAGUCCCUGCUGGAAGAUGAAGUCUGCAUCUCCAUCCAGAUGCGCAGCAGAAGGGAUCAUGAAUUCCUCUCAAACAUUCUGGUAGACUGUUGCAGGGAUUUUGGAUUGAAGAAGGCAGAAUGUACCAACACCAGCGCUGGACAUUGCCCCCAUGUUUCCUCCAUUGGCUCAGACUCUGAAGUGGAUUGACCCGAAGAACCCAACAGUUGUAGUCCAUCUCCCAAAUGAGUCUGAAGGUGGUGUUUUUUGAAGCUGUUCCUCCGUGUCAUUCCACUCUUUCUGGAUGUCUGUCAGGUUCUUGAAUUUGUCCUUUUGAUAAUCUGCUGAAGUCCCCAGUCGUCUCCUUUGCUGGAGUAUAUUCUACUGCCACAAUUUGUUCAUCCAUUAGACUUUUUGUUGAUCUGCUUGGACACAAUGCUCUGUGAACAGCCAGCCUCCUUAGCUAUGAACUCUUGUGGCUUACCCAUACUAUGGAGGGAAUCAAUGAUGGUCUUCUGGCUAGUUGUUGAGACUGAAGUCUUCCCCAAAUUAUUAUUUAUGCUUAAUGUUUUUGUUGAAAAAGCAAAACUUACAGUUCACAUCAGCAGGAAGUGCAAAAUAGCAGGUGAACCUUUUGCUGAUGGAGUUUUUAUCUGGCGCUGCAAUGUCUGUUCCAGGCUGAAGCUGAAAUUCUCUUUCUUCAGAAUGUCAAACUGUUUGUCCUGUUUUAAAAACUGUAGUGCUUUAACAAUGUUCUUUGUUCUGUGUCUGCUGGUGAACAAUGGUAUGCUGCUAUUUCAUGUGACUCAUUGUUUGUGUUUUUGUCAUCUAUGAUCCCUGAUUAAACUGAUGUUUUAAAAAUA